Messenger RNA from Dufourea novaeangliae, 1749 nucleotides. RefSeq names its product myotubularin-related protein 9. NCBI's taxonomy places the organism in Eukaryota, Metazoa, Arthropoda, Insecta, Hymenoptera, Halictidae. Bases 1 to 1749 code for a protein of 582 amino acids. The record is from RefSeq and is a predicted model, not a curated record. The transcript has 7 exons. Gene Ontology annotation, biological process: negative regulation of autophagy.
AUGGAACUUAGUGAUUUAAUAUUAAUUCCAAAUCUCGACAAUGUUAUGUUAAUAGAUAAAAGUGAUGGCAAUAAUAAAUGCAUAGAUGGAAGAUUAUGUAUUAGUAGUCACCAUCUUCUUUGGUCAUCGCGACAAGACAGUCGGCAAGAGCUCUGGCUCUUGUAUCGAAACAUUGAUCUUAUAGAGAAGAAAUUAAAUACUCAAAGCCCAGGUGGUAGUGUAAUAUUAAAAUGCAAAGAUUUUCGAAUUUUACAAUUAGAUAUCAAUUCAACGGACGACUUAGCUAGUGUUGUUUUAUCUAUAGAAAAAUUAACAUCCCAAGAGCAAACUUUACAAUAUCCUUUCUUUCACAGACCACAGGCUAUUGGUAAUAUUUCUGUACAAGCAGAAGAUGGAUGGACUGCGUUUGCUCCUGUUUCUGAGUGGUCGAGAUUAUUAACUGCUCAUGCAGAUGAGUGGCGUAUCAGUUAUUUAAAUAAAGACUACAAAGUUUGCAAUUCUUAUCCUUCCGCUGUUAUAGUACCUCGUCACGUAGAAGAUAAAGUUAUAAUAUCGUCUGCUAAUUUUAGAGAUGGUGGGAGAUUUCCUGUUUUAUGUUACAGACACAAUGGAGGGAGUGUCUUGUUAAGAAGUAGCCAACCCAUGUGCAGUACUACCGGCAAGAGAUGCAAAGAGGAUGAAAGAUUAUUAAACGCGGUGUUAGGUCCGGGCAGACGCGGUUAUAUAGUAGAUACGAGAUCCGUUAGUCAAGCUCAUAGCUCUAGAGCCAAAGGAGGUGGUACAGAAAUGGAUGCUGCUUAUCCACAAUGGCGGAAAGUACACAAGGCAGUCCCACGUCCACACGACUUAGCGGAUAGUUUUUUUAAAUUGAUAGAAGCUUGUAACGAUGUAACGUGUUCUACUUCUCAGUGGCUCUCGAGACUCGAUAGCUGUGGGUGGUUAUCCGCUGUACAAAGUGCUUUAAAUGCUGCUUGUGUAACUGCUCAAUGUCUUCACCAAGAAAUUGCAGCUGUAUUAGUUCAUGGAAGCGCCGGUAGAGAUUCUACUUUAGUGGUAACUAGUUUAGCCCAAGCAAUAUUAAAUCCUGACUGUAGAACAGUGCGCGGUCUUCAGGCUUUGAUUGAACGCGAAUGGAUACAAGCAGGCCAUCAGUUUUUUAAUCGAACACGUCAUGGACCUUUCCACCCGGCAAAUUCACAAAGUUCAACACAUGCUCCAACUUUUCUUCUUUUUCUAGAUUGCCUUUACCAACUGCAUUAUCAGUUUCAAUUUAGCUUCGAAUAUACGGUGGAAUUAUUAUUUGAAUUAUAUAAUCACGCGUACUAUUCCAAUUAUGGAACAUUUUUAGGUAACUCAGAAGCAGAGAGAGUCAGUCUUAGAUUAUCGGAAAGAACAUAUAGCUUAUGGUCAUACAUAAAUCAACCGGAAAUGCUAGAGAAAUGGUUGAACCCAUUGUACGAACCAAAUCCAAGUGUUAUUUGGCCCAGUGUCGCGCCAAUUAGUAUUCAAUUGUGGAAAGAUCUUUAUCUCGCUCGCACAACCGUUGCUCCAUGGAAAGGUUUAUCGUCAUGCGUAAAGCAAAUAAAACAGAAUUACAUGGCAGUAAGAAAAGUUGCUAGUCAAUUGCGAGUCCAACUCAAGAGAUCUAUAGAAGAAAUACGGACGGACACGGAUACAACUUGUGAAACAGAAACUCAAGAUGAACACAACUGCAUAGCACAGUUAAGUCUAGAAUCUCAAAAUACCUGA